AAAAUGUUGAUUAGUUUAUUCAUAAUUGGGUUACUUUUUAUUGAUCACAAUGAUUCGAAACCAUCUAACAACAAUGAAACGACUACAGUAUUGAAACCAACAGGUUCAUCCAAUAUGACCAAACUCAAUAAGGGUCAAUUAUGGUUGGAUUAUUUAUUUUCAUUAAUGGAUAAAGCAGAAUUUUUAGAUCCCAAGAAAUGUUCCGAUCAACCUAAUAUCAUUUGCAAAUUUUCAAAUAUGAUUGAUUGGUUUGUCAGUUAAUUACAUUUGGAUAAAACUAUUUUAUCAUUACUCUUAAUGUAUUGUAAUCAAAUGAAGUGAAUUCCUUUAAUAAUGAUAAUAAUAACAAUGUUCUCUUAAAUUCA
This is a messenger RNA of Schistosoma mattheei, 365 nucleotides long. The record is from the annotation of a GenBank genome assembly. Lineage: Eukaryota; Metazoa; Platyhelminthes; Trematoda; Strigeidida; Schistosomatidae.